Molecule: messenger RNA, 1440 nt
Organism: Parascedosporium putredinis
Lineage: Eukaryota; Fungi; Ascomycota; Sordariomycetes; Microascales; Microascaceae
Source: the annotation of a GenBank genome assembly
AUGAAAAACCGACUUCAACACGCCAGACAACUUGGUCGCACACUCAUCCACGCCGGCGAGCACCUCAUUGGCGCGCCACGCGACGAAGCGAUCCGGCCGAACGAGGACCGCGCCCGACUCCUCGACGCCGCGGACCUUUUCCCACGCAAAGUAAAAGUCCUCCCAGUCCUGGCGGAAGCCGACAGAGUGGGCGUCGAGGGGCACGCCGAGCUCGGCCGCGACCUUUUGGGCCGCCUCCUUCCACGCCUCGCCGCCGAUGCCGGUAAAGAGGACGAAGCGACCGUGGCCGGCAAGGUCGAUGGUAGAGGUGGGGGCCUCGGGCACGGAGCGGUUGAGCCAGACGUGGGGCAGGCGCGAGCCCGGGUACGUGUUGGGCUCGUGGUAGAGGACGGGGUUCUCGGCGGCGCGGCCGGGGAGGGCCCAGGGCUGAGGUUCGUCGGCGUCGUACACGGCGGCGCCGGCGUAGUGCUGGUUCAUCUCCACGCCGAGGCCGUGGAACUCGUGCGAGGUGCGCUCGAUGGCCUCGCGGAACUGUCGGCGGCGCUCUGGCCGGCGGGCCUCGCUGUGGAUGCGCUGGCGCUCGGCGAGGUCGGCGGGCAGGGCGCCGAUGGCCUCCCAUACGUGGAAGUGGUCGCGGAAGGCUUGGUUGGCGCGGGAGAUGAUGCUGUGGCCGACGGGCUGCCGCUCCGUGCUGUAGGUGUCGAGGAGGGAGGGCGAGGCGAGCCCCUUGUGUACGUAGGCGACUUUCCAUGCGAGGUUGAAGGCGUCUUGGAUGCAGGUGUUGGAGCCGAGGCCGUUCAUGGGUGGAUGGCGGUGGACGGCGUCACCGAGGCAGAAGCUAGUGCCAGUGUCAGUAGGUGGAUGAUUGACUUGAACAAGUUUGACUUACACGUUGUCUCCGACCGAGUAGGUUUGCGCUACGGUCUCGUUGACGAACCACUUGGACACGUUGAGAAUCUCGGCGGGCGUAUCGUCGCCGAUAAGCUCGCGCACCCGCUCGAGGUACUGCUCAUUAGUAGGCUUCAUAUCGGGAUCGGCAUCCCGGUUCGGGAAGAGGAUAAACAUCCACUCGUCCCACGGCUUGACCAUGCGCACGAUGCACAUCCAGCCAAAGUCCGGGUGCGCCUUGUCGGGCUGCAUGACCCAGUGCAAGUUUCCGCGGCGCGAGUCCACGAGGUGGGACAGGUUGGCCUUGACGAGCACGUUGAUGGCGAGGCCCUGGCCGGGCUUGCGGUCGAGCGGGAGGUCGACCUGCUUGACGACCUGGCUCUGGGCGCCGUCCGCGCCAAAGAGGUACUUUGUGCGGAUCCGGUACGCGGCGCCCGACACCUUGUCGCGCACGGUGACGGUGAUGCGCUUCGUCUCCGGGUCCUCGGUGAAGGACUCCAGCGCGGUGUCGAAGCGGACCUUGAAGCCGUGCAGGGUGGCGUACCGGAUUAG